Molecule: messenger RNA, 1255 nt
Organism: Papilio xuthus (Asian swallowtail)
Lineage: Eukaryota; Metazoa; Arthropoda; Insecta; Lepidoptera; Papilionidae
Product: decaprenyl-diphosphate synthase subunit 2
Exons: 2
Coding region: 41-1255 (404 amino acids)
Biological process (GO): isoprenoid biosynthetic process; ubiquinone biosynthetic process
Cellular component (GO): transferase complex; mitochondrion
Molecular function (GO): prenyltransferase activity
Source: RefSeq, a predicted model, not a curated record
CAGUCGGCCGUACAAGUCAAUAGAAGAAAAUAACCCAGCUAUGGCGGUAUCAUACACCGUUUCCCGCGUUUUGAGACGUACGUCUUCGUUCCUUUUUCAAAAAAGGUACGAAUCGACAAUGGCUAAUCUAACAAAGGACGAAAUAUUAAUUCUACUCCGACCACCUUUCACGAAUUGGAGCAAUUUAACGCGAGAAGCGGAGAAAGUGGUCGGAUAUCCGACUUCGUUUAUGAAUUUACGAUGUUUACUGAGCGACGAGUUUGCAAAUUUGGCGCUUUAUUUACGGAAGUUGGUUGGCAGUAAUCAUUUGGUUAUGCAAACUGCGAAGAACGUCUUAUAUGGUGAUUCUAAAAAUUUGCAACCUUGGGGCCUCAUUAUACUAUUAUUAUCGAAAUCUGUAAAUACACAAAUUCCGACUACACAAGCAAAAGUCAUAGACGAACAGCAAAGGGCAUUAGCAGAACUUAUAGAAUUAAUGAGAACAGGCCAUUUGAUUCAUCGAGGUAUAGUCAACGUGCCCUUUGCGAAACGAUCCAAGAGUACAGAAUCUGCUAUUUUCGGGAACAAAAUCGCCAUACUUCUUGGUGAUUAUCUUUUAGUAACAGCUAACACAAUGUUAGCUGGUCUUAAAAACGCUGAUGUUCUAUACAUAGUAUCAUCAGGUUUAAAAGAUUUGUCCGAAGGAGAAUUCUUUGGAGACAGAGAUGAACAAAAUAUGCCAUUACCCGGUAAGCCUAGACGUACUAGCGAUGAUAUGAUUACAUUUGAUACAACUACUAUAGCAGUUGACGAUGUAUUAGGAAAGCCAAGAAAGGAAUGGACAGCUAGAACUGUUUUUAAUGGAGUCAGUUUACUUGGAAGAGCAUGUCAAUCAACAAUGCUUCUUGCUAAACAACAUAGGGAAACGCAGAAUAACGCGUAUUACUUUGGAUGUCAUGUGGGUUUAGCUUGGCAAGCGGCUACAGAGUUACAAAGCCUUACAUCAGAGAGUAAAGAUAGGUUUUGUUUGGCUAGUGCACCAGUUCUGUUCGCUUUAGAAGGUAAUCCAGAUUUGUAUAAGAUAAUUGAUCAAGCUAAAAAUGACGUGAAGGAUGUAGAUUAUGAAGAUUUGAAAUUUAAUAUUUUAAAAACAGAUGCUGUUGAUAAAACUAAAAUGUUGUACGAGGAUCAUGCGAAAAAGGCUACAUCUUAUAUUGAAAGUAUUGGACACAAUGAAUCUGUUGAAAUGAUAAAAAAGUUGAUAAAUACUUUCUAA